This is a messenger RNA of Talaromyces rugulosus, 975 nucleotides long. RefSeq lists its product as uncharacterized. NCBI's taxonomy places the organism in Eukaryota, Fungi, Ascomycota, Eurotiomycetes, Eurotiales, Trichocomaceae. The record is from RefSeq and is a predicted model, not a curated record. The coding region runs from base 1 to 975 and encodes 324 amino acids. Gene Ontology annotation, cellular component: peroxisomal membrane. The transcript has 3 exons. Gene Ontology annotation, molecular function: coenzyme A transmembrane transporter activity; ATP transmembrane transporter activity; ADP transmembrane transporter activity.
AUGUCUCAAUCGCAGGUUGAACAGCAAAAGAGGGCUGUGGCAGCAUCUGCUGCUCUGCAGCAAUCCGAUAAUAUCGCUCACGCCCUGGCCGGAGCAGGAGGCGGUAUCCUUUCGAUGGUUCUGACAUACCCUCUUAUCACGCUAUCAACCCGCGCGCAGGUGGAAUCCAAACGUGCCCAGUCUUCGACCUACGAUGCCAUCCGACACAUCGUCCAACGAGAGGGUGUCACCGGGCUCUAUUCCGGCCUGACCUCGGCGCUUUUUGGAAUCAGCAUGACAAACUUUGUGUACUAUUACUGGUACGAAUGGACCAGGUCCGCAUUUGAGCAGGCUGCAAUAAAGGCUGGCCGCGCCUCCAAGAAACUGACUACUGUCGAGUCGAUAAUUGCCGGUGCCAUUGCUGGCAGUGCGACCGUGCUCCUGACGAACCCGAUCUGGGUCAUCAACACCAGAAUGACGGCCCGCAAAUCCGAGUCCGAAGAGCAGGCUCUUCCAGGUGCGCCGAAAAAAAAGUCGCUGUCGACCAUCGAAACCCUGCUGCAGUUGCUCAGGAACGAGGGACCAAGUGCUCUGUUUUCCGGCGUCCUGCCCGCCCUCGUGCUGGUGAUCAACCCUAUUCUUCAGUAUACCAUCUUUGAGCAACUGAAAAACGUGGUGGAGCGACGACGCCGCGUGACCCCCACGGAUGCAUUCUAUCUCGGGGCGAUCGGCAAGAUUCUGGCCACCAGCAUUACCUACCCCUACAUUACGGUCAAGAGCCGCAUGCACGUCGCCAGCAAGGACGGACCCCGUGAAAGCCUCAACGGAAGCUUGAAGAGGAUUGUUUCCCAGGAAGGAUACGCCGGCUUGUAUAGAGGCAUCGCACCCAAAGUCAGCCAGAGUGCACUCACGGCUGCCUUCCUUUUCGCUUUCAAAGACGUCUUGUAUGAUGUGAUUGUGAAGGCGCGAGGUGGUCGCCGCGCAAUUGGUAAGUAA